This is a messenger RNA of Arabidopsis lyrata subsp. lyrata, 3944 nucleotides long. RefSeq names its product leucine-rich repeat receptor protein kinase EMS1. Gene Ontology annotation, molecular function: ATP binding; protein kinase activity; protein binding. The transcript has a single exon. Lineage: Eukaryota; Viridiplantae; Streptophyta; Magnoliopsida; Brassicales; Brassicaceae. Gene Ontology annotation, cellular component: plasma membrane. The record is from RefSeq and is a predicted model, not a curated record. Gene Ontology annotation, biological process: protein phosphorylation. Bases 128 to 3784 code for a protein of 1218 amino acids.
UAAAAAAAAAACCUUCUUUUUCUCUUUAAUGGCGUGAUUUAUCUUCUCCUCUUGUAAAACAAUCGAGUCUUUCUCUCUAAAGAGUCUCUUUUAAAAUCUCGAGUUAAUUUUUCUUCCUUCUCUAACCAUGACGUUUCUUCCCGCCUUGUUCCUGUGGUUUCUCUUCUUCUCUGUUUCAGACACCGCCAUUGUUGAUCUAAGCUCAGAGACGAGUUCUCUGCUCUCCUUUAAGCUCUCACUCGAAAACCCAUCUCGCCUUUCUUCAUGGAACGUUUCGUCUUCCUCGUCGUCUCACUGCGAUUGGGUCGGCGUUACGUGUUUGUUCGGACGAGUCUACUCGCUCUCCUUACCGUCUCUGUCUCUCAAAGGCCAUCUCUCUCCAUCUCUCUUCACCCUCCGCUCUCUCUCCGUCCUAGACCUGUCGGAAAACUCACUCUCCGGCCAGAUUCCGAAGGAGAUUUCAACUUUGAAGAAUCUCAAAGAGCUUCGUCUAGCCGGAAAUCAAUUCUCCGGGAAGAUUCCGUCUGAGAUUUGGAAACUAAAACAGCUCCAAACCCUAGACCUCUCUGGAAACUCACUCACAGGACUUCUCCCGAGUCAACUCAGUGAGUUACAUCAGCUUCUCUACCUUGACCUAAGUGACAACCACUUCUCCGGUUCACUUCCUCCGUCGUUCUUCCUCAGCUUCCCUGCACUGUCUUCACUCGACGUCUCCAACAACUCACUCUCCGGCGAAAUCCCUCCAGAAAUCGGGAAAUUGAGUAACCUCUCUGACCUUUACAUGGGACUCAACUCAUUUUCCGGUCAAAUCCCGCCGGAGGUUGGUAACAUCUCGUUGCUGAAGAACUUUGGUGCACCUUCUUGCUUCUUCAAAGGACCGUUACCAAAGGAGAUUUCGAAGCUGAAACACUUAGCAAAGCUCGACCUUUCUUACAACCCACUCAAGUGUUCAAUCCCAAAAUCGUUUGGGGAGUUGCAGAAUCUGAGUAUAUUGAAUCUUGUCUCCGCGGAGCUUAUUGGAUUGAUCCCACCAGAGCUUGGUAAGUGUAAAAGCCUCAAGACACUGAUGCUUUCUUUCAAUUCUCUCUCUGGUUCUUUGCCAUUGGAGCUUUCAGAGAUUCCUCUGUUGACGUUUUCUGCUGAAAGGAAUCAGCUUUCGGGUUCAUUGCCUUCAUGGAUCGGCAAAUGGAAGGUACUGGACUCACUUCUGUUAGCUAACAAUCGGUUUUCAGGUGAAAUCCCUCGUGAGAUUGAGGAUUGUCCAAUGUUGAAGCAUCUCAGUCUAGCUAGCAACUUGUUAACUGGUUCGAUUCCUAGGGAGCUUUGUGGUUCAGGUUCUUUGGAGGAAAUUGAUCUCUCUGGGAAUUUGCUUUCGGGAACAAUUGAGGAGGUGUUCAAUGGUUGUUCGUCUCUUGUAGAGUUGGUUCUUACCAAUAAUCAGAUCAAUGGCUCUAUUCCUGAGGAUCUUUCAAAGCUUCCAUUGAUGGCAGUUGACUUGGAUUCCAACAACUUCACAGGUGAAAUCCCAAAGAGUCUCUGGAAAUCAACGAACUUGAUGGAGUUCUCAGCUUCUUAUAAUCGUCUAGAAGGUUAUUUGCCUGCAGAGAUUGGUAAUGCAGCUUCACUGACGCGGCUGGUUCUCAGUGAUAAUCAGUUAAAAGGUGAAAUCCCAAGAGAGAUUGGAAAACUCACAUCAUUGUCUGUCUUGAAUCUGAAUUCAAACAAGCUUCAAGGGAAGAUACCAAAGGAGCUCGGGGACUGUACUUGUUUGACUACAUUGGAUCUUGGCAACAACAAUCUUCAAGGACAGAUUCCAGACAGAAUCACUGGUCUUUCUCAGCUUCAAUGCCUGGUUCUCUCUUACAACAAUCUCUCAGGGUCAAUUCCAUCAAAACCCUCUGCUUAUUUCCAUCAGAUUGACAUGCCUGAUCUUAGCUUUCUUCAGCACCAUGGGAUAUUUGAUCUCUCCUACAAUAGAUUGUCUGGCUCUAUACCAGAAGAACUUGGCAACUGUGUGGUAUUGGUGGAGAUUUUACUGAGCAACAACCAUCUCUCUGGAGAGAUUCCAGCUUCACUCUCUCGUUUGACCAACCUCACAAUCCUGGAUCUAUCUGGAAAUGCGCUUACUGGAUCUAUUCCAAAGGAGAUGGGCCACUCUCUUAAGUUGCAGGGAUUAAACUUGGCGAAUAAUCAGCUCAAUGGCUAUAUACCAGAAAGCUUUGGUCUGUUAGAUAGCUUGGUGAAGCUAAACUUGACCAAGAACAAGCUGGAUGGAUCGGUUCCUGCUUCUCUUGGGAACUUGAAAGAGCUUACACACAUGGACUUGAGCUUUAACAACCUAAGUGGCGAGCUUUCAUCAGAACUGUCUACAAUGGUCAAACUUGUAGGCCUCUACAUUGAGCAGAAUAAGUUCACCGGAGAAAUACCUUCAGAACUUGGUAAUCUUACACAGCUGGAGUACCUUGAUGUUUCUGAGAACUUGCUAUCUGGAGAAAUCCCAACAAAGAUCUGUGGAUUGCCCAAUCUGGAGUUCUUGAAUCUAGCCAAGAACAAUCUGCGAGGAGAGGUGCCGAGUGAUGGUGUUUGCCAGGAUCCUUCCAAGGCAUUGCUUUCAGGGAACAAAGAGUUGUGUGGCAGAGUUAUUGGAUCAGAUUGCAAGAUCGAUGGAACUAAGUUGACUCAUGCUUGGGGGAUUGCAGGACUCAUGCUUGGCUUUACGAUUAUCGUCUUUGUGUUUGUUUUCUCUCUGCGCAGAUGGGUUAUAACAAAGAGAGUGAAGCAAAGAGAUGAUCCAGAGCGAAUGGAGGAAAGCAGGUUAAAAGGGUUUGUUGAUCAGAACCUGUAUUUCUUAAGUGGAAGCAGAUCAAGAGAGCCAUUAAGCAUCAAUAUAGCAAUGUUCGAGCAGCCGCUUUUGAAGGUGCGUUUAGGAGAUAUUGUCGAGGCUACAGAUCAUUUCUCUAAGAAGAACAUUAUAGGAGACGGUGGUUUUGGGACGGUUUACAAAGCUUGUUUACCAGGUGGGAAAACAGUAGCGGUGAAGAAGCUAAGUGAAGCCAAAACUCAGGGAAACCGGGAAUUCAUGGCAGAGAUGGAGACUCUAGGGAAAGUGAAGCAUCCGAAUCUUGUGUCUUUGCUUGGAUAUUGUUCUUUCAGUGAUGAGAAGCUUCUGGUAUAUGAGUAUAUGGUUAAUGGAAGCUUAGAUCACUGGUUAAGGAACCAAACUGGGAUGCUAGAGGUUCUGGACUGGUCAAAACGCCUCAAAAUCGCAGUUGGAGCUGCAAGAGGUCUAGCUUUCCUACAUCACGGUUUCAUCCCUCACAUUAUACAUAGGGACAUCAAAGCCAGCAACAUUCUCUUAGAUGGUGAUUUUGAGCCUAAGGUGGCUGAUUUCGGGCUAGCAAGACUAAUUAGUGCCUGUGAAUCCCAUGUUAGUACAGUCAUAGCAGGGACUUUCGGGUAUAUCCCACCGGAGUAUGGUCAGAGCGCAAGAGCCACUACCAAAGGAGAUGUCUACAGCUUUGGAGUGAUUCUGUUGGAACUAGUCACAGGGAAAGAGCCGACUGGUCCAGACUUCAAAGAGAGUGAAGGAGGAAACUUGGUUGGUUGGGUGACUCAGAAGAUUAACCAAGGGAAAGCGGUGGAUGUUCUUGACCCACUGCUUGUAUCUGUGGCCUUGAAGAACUCUCUGCUUCGUCUGCUUCAGAUUGCUAUGGUCUGCCUUGCUGAAACGCCAGCUAAUCGCCCAAACAUGCUUGAUGUGUUGAAGGCCCUCAAGGAUAUAUGAGCUGAUAACCUUAAAUGUUGUUCUUGUUUCUUGUUGUUUAAGUAACCUGUUAGUGCUAACCAAACAAUGGAGUUGUAGGGUUUGUAUUUGUAAUGUUAAUGUAACUCUGUGUUCUUAAGUUUCUUCUAAAUGUCGAACAAAGAAAAUUAGGUUUUCCAAA